Messenger RNA from Salvia hispanica, 1349 nucleotides. RefSeq names its product stemmadenine O-acetyltransferase-like. The record is from RefSeq and is a predicted model, not a curated record. NCBI's taxonomy places the organism in Eukaryota, Viridiplantae, Streptophyta, Magnoliopsida, Lamiales, Lamiaceae.
CAAAACCCAUAAUGGAGAUUGAAACAAAGCCAAUUUGGAAGGGAACCAUCAAACCAUCUUCUCCAACCCCAAAAUCACUCCAAAAAUACCAACUCUCAUUUCUCGAUCAACGUGCAUUCACAACAUUCAUUCCCUUCGUCUACUUUUACACAUCAAAUCCAAAAUUCUCCGAUUCCUUAAAAUCAAAGCAGCUGAAAAAAUCCCUAUCGGAGGUCCUCUCCAUAUACUACCCCCUUGCCGGCCGCAUCGUCGCGAACCUCUACGUCGACUGCAACGACGCCGGCGUGCCCUUUUCCGAAGCCCAAGCAGACUGCGACGUCUCGCAAUUCAUCACCAAUCCAAACCCUAAAAAUUUGGAAAAAUUUCUACCUCGCGGUGACUUCAAAGAUCAUUGCCUGGCAGUCCACGUCACCUAUUUCCGCUGCGGCGGCCUCGCCGUUGGGAUGCUCCUCUCGCACAAGGUCGCCGACGGAUUAUCUCUCCACUUGUUCGUCAGCAACUGGUCCAACGUCGCCAGAAACGGUGGCAGCGGUAACGUACCGCUCCCGAAAUUCGACGCGGCCUAUGCUCCGCCGCUUGACAGCAUCAGUCUCCGGCCCGCGCCGACAGGAUUCGUUGAGGAAGAGGUCGCCAGAAAAAUCCUCACGUUCCCAGCAGCGGAGAUCGCCGCCAUCCAGGAAAGGUACACUGAUGGGGGGCAUCGUCCGAGCCGGGUGGAGGCUCUGCGGGCUUUUAUAUGGGCCCGGUACUCGAGCAUAAGAUCCGACCCAAGUAAGAUGUGCAUUGUGUAUAAUUCGAUUAACCUACGGAGCCGGGGUGACCCGCCGCUGUCCAGAUACCACUUCGGUAACGUUGUUUUUGUUUCCGGGGUGGUGGCGGCAGCCGGGGAUGGAGUGGCGAAGCUUAUGUGGAAUGUGCGGGAGGCCUCGAAGGCGCUGGACGCCGGCUAUGUUGGUGGGCUGAAAAAGAGGGAAACGCAGUUGGAAGAGAUAAGAGAUCAGGUUGAAGCUAGUAAAGUGGAGGAGAGAUUUCUGUUUUCGAAUGUGUGCGGGUUUCCUUUGUACGAAGCGGAUUUCGGGUGGGGAGAACCCGACCGGGUCAGGUUUGUCGGGCUGCCCUACAAGAAUAUGGCAUUUUUUAUGGAUACAAAGAGUGGGGAUGGAAUAGAGGUAUUGCUCCAGUUGAGUGAACAAGAUAUGGAAAAAUUCCUAGCUCAUUCAAUGUUAAAGAGUAAUUUGUAAUCAUGGAAAAACAAAUUGAUUCACUACGAUAAAAUAUGAUUCUCAUUGUUAAAAGCAACUCCAAUAUAAUUAAAGGUCCCUGUAUCUCCUUAUUUGGAGUAAUUUUUA